AAGAUGUCUAAAAAGAAACUGAAGAAAUUAACUGGAAAGGAAGACUGUUUGGAUGGCCAGGAUGACAAAAACUCUGAAGACGCCAGAUCUUAUAAAUAUACUAUGAAAGGAGAGACACAACUUCAGAGAUUUAAUAUAGAGAAAGGUGGCAAAGAGAAGAAGCAAGACCAAAGUUCUGCUGUUUCUCAUGGAACUAUUGGAAGAUCACAAGGAGAAUCUCUGAGAAGAUCACGGGGAGAAUCUUCAAAUAAGUCCCGAGGAGGAUCUCCAAAUAGGUCCCAAAGUGAAUCUCCAAAUCAAAGCAAACCCACAGACAAUUCUUUAAUCCAAACUGAAAAGCAAAAGAAGAUAGUUAUCCAGUUUAAAGCCAAAGAAAUUAAGCAUGGCAAAAGUACAUGCACUCCUGAGGUAGGGGCUACUGGCAGAAGUCGUUUUGCUGGAACAGAAGGGAAAAAACUCCGGCAUAGCUUUGAACUUCAGAGGGACAAGGCACUGAAGAGGAAGGUGGCAGAGAAAGCUGCUGAACUCUGCAAGGUAAAGCUAAAAGCAGAAAAAACGAUGGUGGAAAAGUUCAAGUCAUCUGUGUCUGAUUCACAUAUACCACAUAGAAAAGCAGAUGGAGCAAAAAACCAGAAUGAAGAUGUCAGGAUUCCCAGAAAACUAUCUGACACCUCUGCAAGGACUUUGCGUGGAGACAGGCCUUCCACUAAGAAGCCAAGCAGACUACCUAGGCCUUGGGAAGAAGAGUCUGAAGAACAAUGUAAGGAAUUUCCUAAGAAAAAACACCAUAUGACUAAACACAGACCAUCAUACUAUUCACCUGAACCACCCAAACAGUGGGACCCCUGUGAACAAAGGAAAAGAGAUGCUGAUUCGGGUAAAGCCACUGGUGAUUCAGGGCCUGCAGAAAGGGACAUUGAACCAUCAUGUUCUAAGCAGAGCUUUGAAGUCUUUCCACCUCCACAAGAUAGUCAGAGCCUGGAAACAGACCAAGAGAUGCAGAUAGUUGAAGAUCUGCAUGUUGCUCGUGUGGAGAAGAGAAUGGCACUGCCUGUAGUACAGACAUGUGGAGAGCUCACAAGCAUGGAAAUAGAUCUUCCAGAACCAGAUUUGAAUACCUCUGCUGAGGCUCUUAGUUCUGGUCUGAACAUACUAGUGGUGAUCGACACAAAUAUAAUGAUUAGUCACCUGGAGUUUGUUAGAUCCCUGAAAUCUGAGGACAUACCAGGAGUUGGCAGGCUUGCAUUAAUAAUUCCAUGGGUCGUUCUGCAAGAGUUGGACAACCUGAAGAAGGGGAAAAUGUUGCAGCAUGUUCGGGACAAAGCUAUCCCUGCAGUCCAGUUCAUCUACAGCUGUCUUAAAAACCAAGAUUCAAAACUAUGGGGACAGUCUAUGCAGCUUGCCUCCCAAAAAAUGUAUGGCCUGAGUGAUGAGAACAAUGAUGAUCGUGUUCUGCAGUGCUGUCUUCAGUAUCAGAAACUCUUUCCUCAAGCUGUUGUCAUACUCUGCACGGAUGAUAAAAAUUUAUGUAAUAAAGCCAUUGUGAGUGAGGUCAAGGCCUUCUGCAAAGCUGAUUUGGUUAAAACUCUACGGAAUCUGAACAUGAACAGGCACCAGGACUCUGCUGAGCUGCAGCACUCAAAAGGUGAUGCAGAAUUGGAGAAAACAGGAAGAGGUGAUGCUAGUCUGACUGCACGAUUCCCAAAUAUGCUUCCAGACCUUGAAAAGAACUUAGGAGAAUCUUUAUCUUGUAUUUUGGAGACUGAAAUGAAAAUUGCUUAUGGAAACCUAUGGAUGGAGAUACUCUAUCUGAAGCCACCAUGGACAUUAAUAAACCUGCUGAAGUGUUACAAAAAACACUGGAUGGCUGUUUUUGGUUAUGUUGUGCCAAGGAGUUUACUUUCAGCCAUUGAAUGUCUCUAUAAUCACCUUUGUACAGGUAAACCACUUGACUCUUCAGCAGUGCGGAUCGUGCUCCAGGAAUCCAAAAAAUUAUUGCAUGCUUUCAGUUCAAGGUCAGACUAUGAUGGGGUGCUUCCCCAGGCCUAUGCUGCACUGAAUAAGCUCUACCAAAUGCUUACAGAGGUGAGGUCAGACAGUGAGCAGGAUUUAUCAGAAGACAUCAUGGUUCUUUCAGAAAAUGCUGUAUGUGAAAAAAUGGAAGCAAUGGCACCAACUCUGCAAGAGUCUGAAGAAGGAAAGUUACAUGCAAGCUUUCAGGUGGCUCAAGAAAACAGGCACCAGGAAAUCUGGUCAGUCCUUGAAGGUGUAUGGAAUACAAUAAACUUGUACAGUAUUGAAAUUUUCCAGAAGUUGGACCCUAAUGCAGUGACGACAAAGACUUUAUUUGAAGAAGCUUUCUUAGGUCUGCAGAAACUGUUGGCUGCUGUGAACGAUGUCCGAGAAGGAAUUAGCAGAAUCCUGACCCCAACCAGUAGCUUCCAAGAUAUUUGGACUCUCAAUAACUUCCUCGUAAGCAACGAGAUCAAUCACAGUAUCAAAUUCACUGCUGAGGAGCUUUAUGAGUGUGUUUCACAGGAGACCUAUCGGGAGCGGCUGCAGGUUGGCUGUGGGCAGCUGGCCCAGCUGGAGCACACCAUUAAGCAGUGUCAUGCGUCGGUUCAUGCGGAGGCUAAGAACAGGGGCUGGCUGUGA
Molecule: messenger RNA, 2655 nt
Organism: Indicator indicator
Lineage: Eukaryota; Metazoa; Chordata; Aves; Piciformes; Indicatoridae
Gene: SWT1
Product: SWT1 RNA endoribonuclease homolog
Exons: 17
Coding region: 4-2655 (883 amino acids)
Cellular component (GO): nucleus
Source: RefSeq, a predicted model, not a curated record